This is a messenger RNA of Bicyclus anynana (squinting bush brown), 1262 nucleotides long. Its product is annotated as kxDL motif-containing protein CG10681. The record is from RefSeq and is a predicted model, not a curated record. Bases 130 to 750 code for a protein of 206 amino acids. Gene Ontology annotation, biological process: lysosome localization. Gene Ontology annotation, cellular component: BORC complex. Lineage: Eukaryota; Metazoa; Arthropoda; Insecta; Lepidoptera; Nymphalidae. The transcript has 3 exons.
CUUUUUGUCAAUGUCUUGUCAAAUUCGAAAUACAAAAACAAAUUAGAAAAAGUAAUUUAUAAAUUAUUAACAACUACUAACAAAACUGUAAAUUUUGGAAAACCAGUUCAGUUAUAAAUUAAUAAAAAAAUGGCGAACGACACUCCAGAAAGCGAUUUCUCAAUAGAAUGCUUCCAAAACUACUCGGCUCCAGAGGUGUUUGUCCAGGGUCUGGCUGGAAUGGUAGACCAAACCGACGUUGAAGUGAUCAUCCGCGCGCAGAAAACUAUGCUGCAAAGGUUUGAGAAGACAACAGAAAUGCUAACCAAUUGCAACCAGCUGUCAGCUAGCAGACUCCGAGCAGCUUCUGUGGAGUUCAAGAAGCACACACUACUGCUGCUGGACAUGAAGAAAGACCUGGAGUUCAUAUUCAAGAAGAUCAGAGCUAUUAAGACUAAGUUGAGCACACAAUAUCCAGAAGCAUACAAGAUGGCGGUAGCAGAAGCAGUGACAGCCACAAAACCUAUAGAAGAAGAGGAUGAAUUUUCAUCAGAAACCAAAAUAGAAUCAAAAAUGGUUGCAACAGUGUCCACUGAAACUUUAAAACCCACAACCAGUGAUGAGAGAAAACCAAAAAAGAAAUCAGAUAAAAUGGAUGCAGAAUUAAAAUCUAAAGAGGAAUCUAAAUGUGGGAGGAAAAUCAAAAGCAGUAGUUCUUCGGAAACAGAGAGCGCCAGUUCGGGUGAUGAAAGCAGCACAGACACAGGUUGAAAAUGGACAAAGAUAGUUUUAGUUGGAAAAUGAAUUUUUGUUUAUGAAAUUGCAGAUUAUGUUAAACGCAAAGUUGUGUCCUAAUAUCUUAGUAUUCUAAAGCUGCAUUCCCACUUUAUCAUAACAAUUAAUUGGUCAUUGGAAGCUCUCCAACUCUACCCUAGCUAAAACAGUUUACACAUUUUUCAACACAAAGUUGAAAAUGUAUCCUUGGACCAAAGUCUUUAUCUGGAAAUAUAUAAAUAAGCACAAAAUUAAGAAGCCUUGUUUUCAGUUAUUUUAAUUUUAUGUAAUUUUUUUAGUUUUAAGACUUAAAAAAAAAUAAUCCAAAAUGAUUGUUAUCAUUAAUUUUAAAUAUGAUACCUGUAAAUCUCAAAAUUAAAUUAAACAAUAUUGUCAUUAUCUAUUUAUUAUAUUCUUUUUAAAAGUUUUUAAUUACAAUUAAGGCCACAAAAAUAUUAUUAAGAUUGCUUUUAACAAUAAAACAUACAUAAUAAUUUACUUAACUACUA